GGCUGGGUACACCACGCUGAUACAAUAUAAAGGCAACGUCAAUCACCUUCUCUCACUUUUUAAUAGAUGCCCUUCCUGGUUCUCCUUCUCCAUCACUAGAAACUUAAGAUUAAGGGAACUUUACUUUGUUUCAAGUACAGGUUAAUCCACUAAGAUGGAUCUUCUUCACAGCAAUGGCGUGCUUAUCAUUCAGCAUUUACAGAGGGACUACAGGGCUUACCAGGAUUUCCUUAAUUUUAUGUCCCAUGUUGGCGAUCCCCGGAAUAUAUUCUCAAUUUAUUUUCCUCUUUGGUUUCAGCUUAAUCAAGUGGUUGGUACUAAAAUGAUAUGGGUGGCAGUAAUUGGUGAUUGGUUCAACCUCAUAUUUAAAUGGAUUUUAUUUGGCCAUCGCCCCUACUGGUGGGUGCAGGAAACAAUGAUUUACCCCAAUCAGUCAAGCCCAUGCCUUGAACAGUUUCCUAUAACAUGUGAAACUGGACCAGGAAGUCCAUCUGGACAUGCCAUGGGAUCUUCCUGUGUCUGGUAUGUAAUGGUCACAGCAGCACUUAGCUACACAGUUAGAUGGAAAGAUAAAUCAGCAGUUACCCUUCACAGACUGACAUGGUCAUUCCUCUGGAGCAUUUUCUGGAUUAUCCAGAUCAGUGUGUGCAUCUCAAGAGUAUUCAUAGCAACACAUUUCCCUCAUCAAGUUAUUCUUGGAGUAUUUGCUGGCAUUCUUGUGGCAGAAGCAUUUGAGCAUACCCCUGCCAUUCAGACAGCAAGCUUGAGAACGUACAUCAAGACAAACUUAUUUCUUUUCAUCUUUGCCCUUGGCUUUUAUCUAGUCCUCAAGCUUCUUGAUAUUGACUUGCUGUGGUCUGUUCCAAAGGCCAAGAAGUGGUGUGCCAACCCAGACUGGAUAAACAUAGACACGACUCCAUUUGCUGGACUGGUGAGGAAUUUAGGGGCGCUCUUUGGCCUAGGUAUUGGAAUUAAUUCUGAAAUGUUCAUCUUGAGCUGCAAAGGUAAAAACGGCUGUAAGAUAAGUUUCCGCAUGUUGUGUGUAGCUGCUUCUUUAGCUACACUGCAGCUGUACAAUUUUGUUAAGAUCCCUACUCAUACUGAGUACCUGUUCUACAUUCUCUCUUUUUGUAAGAGUGCAGCUAUGCCUCUGACUGUAGUUGCCUUGGUUCCGUACUGUGUCCACUCAUUAAUGAGGACGACUGAAAAGAAACUUAAUUAGAUAAAGUUUCCAGAUGGUUAGCAAUUUGGGAACGGAUGUGAACUGUUCAAGAACCCUUCACACAGGCAGUUUUGCUCACUCCUUUUAACCAAGGGGGAUGCCGCUGCAUCUUUGUUGUGUUCCUGGUAAGUAACCAGCAUAUCCAAAUCAAUAUACUCACAAAUGACUUGGGCAGCUCAGAAAUAUUAACUGCUGGUUUUAGUCUAAGAAAUAUUGCAACCACACUGCAGCAUGGUUAGAAAUCACCCAAUACUCUGGGUGAUAAUGAAGUAUAAUCAACUAGGUUUUUUUUUAGUUACUUGGUAGUCUUCUAGUUCUGUCCAUCUCCAGCUAGGAGGUGCUCCAAGUCUCAGUUGUACGGAGUGAUAGCCAAGGUUUAAUUUCUUUGACAUAUAGCUACUGUGUCUUAAACUGCUAAAUAACAGUGUGACAGCACCACACUGCCUACAACUGUACAGCUGUGCCCAGACACUGUGAAAAAGGCCAGCAUAGUUAGCAGCAAGGCUUCAGACUUAACUUAUUGAGCUUCCUGAGCAAAACAGCUUGUGAUUGAGCUAGAUGAGGAAAAAAAACGUUUAUUUCAGUUAGAAUCUGUAAGAUAUAUUUUUGCAUUAUUGUGUGUUUUUUGACUUUUUUACUUUUUGAAAGUGGUCACAUAAAUUGCAAAUGCUAGAGAUGACACCUUGGAUACUGAAAAUGCAUCAAUACAGUGCACAAAUCUUUGAGUUCUGUACAGCUACACAAGAGCAACAAAUAAGGGAAGUUGUUAAUACCGAAAUUAUCUCAGCAUAUUACCUCAAGAAUGUUGGUCACGUUCCUGUGUUGCAGAUGUAAAUUAGUCUAGUGGUUGUGUAAAUCAUGACAACACGAUUGCAGAGUAAGUCGUUGUGUGUUUAUGUUCUUGUGAGCUUUGCUUACCUAAACACACCAGUAACUAGCAUGUGAAAUACAUUUCCUGUGUACUCCAACUAGGCAAAAGCAGGUACUCCCUUUUUUGAUUCAUUCAUCUCCUCUUGCCUUUCAGGGUGCAAUGGUCAAGCAGUAUUUUGCUGAUGCCAUCUCAAUUAUUAAAUACACAAGCAGCAUAUAUAAGGCUAUAACAUGGGUAAUGAGGACUGUGUAUAUAUGAUCUUAUAGCAGUAAGGCUUAGAAGACAUUAAGCAUGACAUUGCUCCUAGGCUUCCAAUUAGUUGUGGCAUAAUUGAGCUGGAACCAACCUUAUUUAAUUGGAAAUACAAGGUGAAUAGUUUGAGUUGGCCCUUGGGAAUGAGCAUGAUACAAAUUACAGAAGCAAAUCUGAAACAGGCCUCCUUAUUUAAGAGCCCACUAGGACUAUCUUAAGAAAAUUAAUCAUUUGGUUUAAAUAGUCUGAGGAGUAUUCUGCUUAUGCAUCUCCUUUAAUGGUUCUCUGAAUCAUUUUUCUCCCCCAGCAGCUGCCCUGAAACCAGACUUUGCUAUAAUGGUGACUCCUUAAGCAAAAUUACUAAACUAAUGGGACUAGGAAAAAAUCAUGAAGAACAAAGACAACUAUGGCAUAGUUUUCUCCCACGUUCAAGUUGCCCUGUCCAUCAUUAAUCCCUACCAGUGAGGUGACCUACAGAGGUGUCGUGAAAUGCUAGAAGGUUGUUGGUCCAGCUGUCCUGUUACUACUUCUGGCCAAUAGCAGUGGCUUCUUUCUGCGCAGCUGUCUGUGGCUCUUGCAGCAGUGUUUAGGCCUGCUGGCUAUGUUGGCCAUUCUAAGCAGGGAGUUAUGGGUAGACACAGCAUUUCUAAGCUCCUACCACUUGAGGGUGUGUGCUUCCCAGAACUAAGUGUCUUGGUGCCUCUGCUGGGAUAAACAAAACCAUAAACAUAGGAGAAUACUGCAGAAAUGCUGUCAUUCUAAGUACUGUACAGCCAUGUGAGAAGGCAAAGGCUCUCACUCACUUUCUUGGAGUGUCUAGUUAAGUCAGCCAGGUACUUCAGCAUCAGGAAAAGGGCCUAAGACCAGCUCUCUGUCUGAACCACCUCUGAUUCUUUCUGCAACUCUUAAACCAUUACCGAAACCAAGAAUAGGGGAAAAGCUGAAUAAAUUUAGUUUAAUUCUACCAAUAACUUCAGAAAUUAAUCUGUGUGUAAAGUAAUAGCAGUAGAGUAAGACACUUUAUAAGUGUGUUGGGCUAUAGAGUUUUAUGCAAUUGCCUGAAGAAUCUCCAGAGAGGGCUCCUGAAACAUGGAAUCUUAUUGCUUUGGUAGAAUUAGAACGGUGAGUCAGGAGCCAACGAUACAGUGAAAUAGGCCUACAUGUCCCUUAGACAGGCUUUACUGAAUUUAUCACAGUUAAAAAUUAGACUUCAAGCCACAUAAGACUGUGUAGCACCUUAACUAAGAGCUAUCAAAUUGUUAUGCAUUUUACCUGUAACCUCACCAGGAUUUUGCAGAUGUUUCUAUUGUUAAUCUUUGAAACAGAUCCAGAGAUUACACCCUUACACAGUGAUGGGAUGAAUGAAUCAACCUGGUCUGGGCUUUGAGGUCCACUUUUGAACUGAGCUUUUCCUGUGUAAUAAGGAGGGUGGAAAGUGCUUGAGUGAUCCCCUUGCUCUGAUAGGAUCCCAGUGGAAAGUUAAUCUUUUAUUCCUGAUUUAGAGAUGCCCAAAUUGGGAUAAUGCAAUCCCAGAAGUCCUUCCAUCUGUCUGCAGAAAGAGUGUCAUAAGCCAGGAGUUACAUGAAGUGAAAGUGUCCCUCCUCCCUAGCUGACAAGUUGGCACUAGAUUAACUUCACAACACGCUUGCUAAUAUGCAGCUUUUCUUUCCAUCCUUUUCAUUCCCUGUUUUACCUUCCUGAUGGAAGGACUUUGGCCACAAAUAGUCUAGUUGAAGCAGGGGCUGGUUCUGCAGAGUGGUUCUUUAGGUGCUGUCCCAAAACAAUAGCAUGGUUCUAUUUAUACAGAGGAAUAGGAUGAUUAGAAAGCCAGAAAGUGCAGCUGCCAUGGACCACGCAGAGAACUGGGCAGCAGGACACACCAAACACCACUAUCAGCAACUGAUGCUGAGACUAGUAACAAAGCUCUGAAAGAUGCAAGCAAAUACCUUUGUGUCUGCUCAGAGUCUUGUCACCAAGUUCCACAGCUGGGAGAUCUUACCUGUGAGGCAAAUAUAGAGGAAAGGCCUGUCCAGCUCUGCACCAAGCAGUCCAUUAAGGCUUGUUGCUUAUGCCCAGACAUACUGUGUAACUCCACAUGUACCUCAGUGCCUUUGCACAGGUACUGAUGGGCUUUAUAGUCAACUGGUUGUCAACAGCACACAGAAAUAAAGUGGCAGGAGAUGGCACCCAAGGACAUGUAAGACAAACCCAAAUGUUUGUGUACCCUGUGAGUGCCUUCUGUUAUAUAGGCAUGAUUCCAAAUACAUAGCUCCCAAGUUUGAUGGCUGCCUAAAAAUGAGAUAUUAUGAUGAAAAGCAAUAGCACUACCGCCCAGCUGGGCCCAUGUCACUGUGCUCCUGCAAGGAGAUGGCAAAUUCCUUUGAGGCAGGGGCUAGUGUAGUUGGGUUGGUCUUCUCACCAACUCUGUCCUGCACAGCAGAUCUUUGUUAUAGACAUGAUGUAAACCUACGGAAGUACUUGUUAUCUGCUGCUCGUCUGAAGGGUAAGACAUGAAAUGCUAAAGCACAAAAACCAGCAAACAAUUUAUUGGUGUGAUUUGAGCCACAAAAGUGGUGUUCUUUAUGCAAAAGAAUUUAUGUAUGUUUUAAUAAAGAGUUGUUAUUUUUC
Molecule: messenger RNA, 4973 nt
Organism: Pogoniulus pusillus (Red-fronted tinkerbird)
Lineage: Eukaryota; Metazoa; Chordata; Aves; Piciformes; Lybiidae
Gene: G6PC2
Product: glucose-6-phosphatase catalytic subunit 2
Exons: 5
Coding region: 155-1222 (355 amino acids)
Biological process (GO): glucose 6-phosphate metabolic process; gluconeogenesis
Cellular component (GO): membrane
Molecular function (GO): glucose-6-phosphatase activity
Source: RefSeq, a predicted model, not a curated record